AUGGCACGUGAACAGCAGAAGAAUCUCGCCCAGAAGUUCAUCGAGUCCCAGGGCAAAUGGGACACCGCCGCGGUUGAGUCCACCUUGGCCUCCGAUGCCAAGCACGAUCUUCUCCCAGCAUCCCUCGGCGUAGGCCAGAAGGACAACGCCGGCAAGCUCGAGGUCAUCAAGAAGAUGGGUGCCGCUCUCGACAACAAGCCAGUAAACAUCAAGAUCCUGCAAACAAUCCAAGACGUCGAGCAGCGGAAGACCGCCCUCUUCGUUGAGAAAGAGUACGACUUCGGUGCUGUGCAGAGCUUCUUCGUCGUCAACUUCAACGAGAGCAAUGACAAGAUCACCCACACUGUCGAGUUCGUCAACGCUGAGGCGCAGAAGAAGUUGAUGAGCCGUAUGGGCUAA
Molecule: messenger RNA, 399 nt
Organism: Recurvomyces mirabilis
Lineage: Eukaryota; Fungi; Ascomycota; Dothideomycetes; Mycosphaerellales; Teratosphaeriaceae
Exons: 2
Coding region: 1-399 (132 amino acids)
Source: RefSeq, a predicted model, not a curated record